Uloborus diversus is the source of this 924-nucleotide messenger RNA. RefSeq lists its product as uncharacterized. The transcript is spliced from 2 exons. The record is from RefSeq and is a predicted model, not a curated record. Gene Ontology annotation, molecular function: RNA-DNA hybrid ribonuclease activity; nucleic acid binding. The coding region runs from base 1 to 924 and encodes 307 amino acids. NCBI's taxonomy places the organism in Eukaryota, Metazoa, Arthropoda, Arachnida, Araneae, Uloboridae.
AUGGAUGAACACAUGGUAGUGUUUGAAGAAAUUUGUCAGGAAAUUUUAAGGUUAAGUGCCGAUAAUACAUAUGAAGAAAGAAAUGCAUUGUAUAAUUCAUUGCAAGAGAUUAGGGAUGAACUUGAAAAGUUUUUCGCAAUCAACGAUCAAGGCCCGUACUUCGAAAUUAGAAGUCGAUAUUUCUGUAACCAAGAGGAGGACUGUGUUAUAUGCAUGAUUGAAGGGAAUGAUCUGACGAUCGCCUACACAAAUGGCUCUUCCAACUCUAAUCUGGAUAGAGGAGAAGCAGGAGUCUUUUUCAUCGGACCAGACGGAGCGCAGGAAUGCCACGGUAUUCCUGUUGGAAAAAUCGCCUCGAACUACACAUGCGAACUCGUCGCCAUCAAAAGCGCUCUGGAGAUUUAUCUUUCUGGGGAGGAUCAGAGUUCCAGAAGCAUCAUCAUUUUCUCUGAUUGCAGAUCAGCAUUGCAGGCGAUCCAGGGGAGCAAAUGUCAACUUAGCCAUCAGAUCAUUGAGCUCAUAAACAAAAUCAUUGCUGCCCAAAAAUCCUGCAUUUUACAAUGGAUACCGGCUCAUGUAAAUAUUUUUGGUAACGAGAAGGCCGAUGAGCUCGCAAAGGCAUCCCGUAAUUUUCCUCAACCAUCCAAUUCCCUAACCCUCGUUGACGCCAACGUUGUUGCUGGCCGAAGACUAAUCGGUCAACAAGCGAAAAGAAACUCCAUUCCAGAUUUGAACGGUUACAGAGCCAUAUCGACUACUAUAACCAGACUUAGGACAAAUCACUUAAAGGGGAUGAGGCUUUCUGUGGAAGGACAGCGUAGUUACACCAACUUUUGUCCUCAUUGCCCAAAUGACAUCCCAAUGUCUCGUCAACACAUCUUCAGCUGUCCAGCAAUCCAGGCCAAACUUUUAACAUCGGCUUAG